CGCGCCUGGUGCAGGCAGAGCGCCCUGGGACGCCGACAGUCGGCUAGCGCACCCCGCCAAUGGCGCGCCCCCCGAGCCCACGACCAAUGCUGCCUGCGCUCCUGCUGCUGCUGCCGCUGCUGCUCCGAGCGGGGGACCACCUCCCCACAGAAGGCCGGCUCAUGAACAGCUGUAUCCAGGCCAGGAGGAAGUGCCAGGCCGAUCCCACUUGCAAUGCUACCUACCACUACUUGAAUUCCUGUGCCUCUAGUAUAAGCACCUCAUCACCUGCAGAGGAGCCUUCAGUCCCUGAGGACUGCAUGGAGGCAGCACAGCAACUCAGGAAUAGUUCUCUGAUGAGCUGCACAUGCCAUCGGCGCAUGAAGAACCAAGCUACCUGCCUGGACAUCUACUGGACCGUUCACCCUGCCCGUAGCAUUGGUGACUAUGAGCUGGAUGUCUCUCCCUAUGAAGACACAGUGACCAGAAAACCCUGGAAAAUGAAUUUCAGCAAACUGAACAUGCUCAAACCAGACUCGGACCUCUGCCUCAAGUUCGCCAUGCUGUGCACUCUUAAUGACAAGUGUGACCGGCUGCGCAAGGCGUACGGGGAGGCGUGCUCCGGGUCCCGCUGCCAGCGCCACACUUGCCAAAGGCAGCUGCGCUCCUUCUUCGAGAAGGCGUCGGAGCCCCACGCUCAGGGCCUGCUGCUGUGCCCGUGCGCGCCCACCGACCAGGGUUGCGGGCAGCGCCGGCGCAACACCAUCGCCCCCAGCUGCUCACUGCCAUCGGAGGCCCCCAACUGCCUGGAGCUGUGGCACAUAUGCCUGUCCGACCCGCUGUGCAGAUCGCGCCUGGUGGAUUUUCAGACCCACUGCCAUCCCAUGGACAUCCUAGGGACCUGUGCAACAGAGCAGUCCAAAUGUCUGCGAGCAUACAUGGGGCUGAUUGGGACUGCCAUGACUCCCAACUUUGUCAGCAACGUCAAUGCCAGUGUUGCCUUAAGCUGCACCUGCCGAGGCAGUGGCAAUCUGCAGGAGGAGUGUGAGCGGCUGGAAGAGUCCUUCUCCCGAAACCCCUGCCUCAUGGAGGCCAUUGCAGCUAAGAUGCGUUUUCACAGCCAACUCUUCUCCCAGGACUGGACAGCCUCUACCUUUUCCAUGAUGGAACGCCAGGACAAAAACCCUGCUCUGAGGCCACAGCCCUGGGUGCCCUCUCUUUUCUCCUGUACACUUACCUUGAUUCUGCUCCUGAGCCUCUGGUAGCUGGACUUCCCUGGGGGCCCUCUUCUCCUUUACCACACCCAGCUGACCUGCAGCCUGCAAGGGUUGAGGAAAGGACAGCAUCAGGAAGGAGGUUUGGUAUACAACAUGGCAACCCUGACGUUACCCCACACCUCCAGUUGACUCCAGAUUAGGCCACAGUAGAAGCUGACUAGCCUAGUUCUCAUUCCCUUCACUUCUUUUUUUGUUUUGUGUUGUUGUUGUUGUUGUUGUUUUUGCCCGUGCUGCUUGGCUUUUGGGAUCUUAGUUCCCCGACCAGGGAUUUAACUGGUCCCUUGGCAGUGAAAGCUCAGAGUCCUAACCACUGGACCGCCAGGGUCAUUCCCUUCACUUCUGACUCAGGCUGCCCCUCCUUAGGACUUUAGCCAUAUCUUCUGGUGAUGUCCAGCUCUACCAGGCUCUCUUCUUACCCCUUUCUUCUGCCCACCAGCAUCACCCAGGCUCUAACAAAUCAGUCACGCUCUCUUGCAUUCUCCAGAUAGGCAGGGCUGGGUGUUCUGAAGCAACCUAGAAAGACAUUCCUCAUGGUGAGGAAAGCUGGAGCAAGACUCUUGGCCCCUUGUCUCCUCCUCUGAAGGGGGAAUGGGAACCUACUGCCUUCCCAGGGAUCCUACAGAACAUUUGAGCAUCACGAGCUGGAGCAUAUGGGCCUUGCUUUCUUCCUGCUACUGUCCCAAAGUCCCCUUAGCCUCUUGGAUCAUGAUUAAACAUUUUAACUUAAAA
Molecule: messenger RNA, 1985 nt
Organism: Delphinapterus leucas (beluga whale)
Lineage: Eukaryota; Metazoa; Chordata; Mammalia; Artiodactyla; Monodontidae
Gene: GFRA3
Product: GDNF family receptor alpha 3
Biological process (GO): nervous system development
Cellular component (GO): external side of plasma membrane; signaling receptor complex
Molecular function (GO): signaling receptor activity
Source: RefSeq, a predicted model, not a curated record